ACAACCAAACCUCCGCCUCCUCCCCUGCUCUCCCAUCAUCCGCAGAAGCCCACCCAAGUCCUCGCUCGCUCGCCGAGAUCCAUGGCGGCCGCGGUGGCUGGGAGAGGAUGCGCACGGGAGGAGGAGUUCAGCGAGCUGUUGUGGACCUGCUGUCCAUCGUGCGGGCCAGCAACCGCUGCCGCUGCCAGCAGCAGGAGGCGCGGGCGGAGAUCCCCUUGUGGGGCCGGCGCCGGCCGAGGAAGGCCCCGGCGGCGCCACUGAACGAGAAGCCCGCGGCCGAUGACGAUAGUAGCGAGGGCAUCGCCAGCCCGGACACCACGCUUGCCUUCCCCGAGGACGACGAGGCGGCGGCGACGGACGACGAGGCCAAGGCCAGCGCACAAGACAAGUGGCCGAGGUGGAGCUAUAGGCCACCGAGGUUGCCUAUGUCGUGGGUGAGGAGGAGGAUGGCGAAUGGGAAGCACCGAAGAUUGACAACCCCAACUCCCCAAGUGUGAAGAGGCACCUGGUUGUGGUGAAUGGAAGAGGCGGAUGAAGCAGAAUCCUUCCUACAAAGGCAAGUGGCAUGCACCCCUGAUUGACAACCCCAGCUACAAGGGAAUCUGGAAGCCCCAAGAUAUCCCCAACCCUGAGUACUUUGAGCUUGACAAGCCUGACUUUGAUCCAAUUGCUGCUAUUGGAAUUGAGAUUUGGACAAUGCAUGAUGGCAUCGUUUAUGGCAAUAUUCUUUUUGCCGAUGAUUAGAAGGUAGCCACCUCUAUCCUGGAGAAGACAUGGAAGCCCAAGUUUGAUGUUGAGAAGGAAAAAAGUAGAUGGCUUAGUGGAUCAUCUAGCCUCCCACUUGGCAAGGUGCAGCGACCCUCUUCUUGUUUUCUCUUUCCCAAGAGCACAUCAUGGAUUAUCAGCAGGAUUGAGCCGAUGAUCUAGAUCGAGCAGGUCAAAGGAACUUGCCAGCAACACUCCUCUUUGAUCUGGUAUGUCGUUCAUCUCGGGUGAUUUCUACCCUGGAAAAUAACAUGGAACAUCAAAAACUGCAUUUUGAAAAGGUUACUGCAAACUUGAUUUUAUUUAUCCUGCAUUUAUGAAAAUUUAUGAAUAGGACAAUCGUUCGUGUUUUCUUCCAGAUGUUCUAAUGUAUAAAACGAUGCCAUGAUAGUUGGCAUUCAUGCUUCAAGUAUGAGAUCAGCUCAACCAUCUCCAAUAGUCUUCUUUCUUGUUAUCCAGGACUUAAAAGAGCAGAAAAUCUUUGAACAAGGGGUGGAUGGGGGUACACGGUUUGGUCCCCUGUGUAGAAUAAAACAGUUUUAUGAUACAUAGGCUACAAUUUUCAGAACUGAAACACAGGUAGGUUCCAGUUGUGAUUCUGAUGUACAACUUCGAUUAGUAUUUAUUCCCACUGGCUGUAUAUACUACCUAUGAAAUUUGUGGAAUUUUGAUCAAAUUUGUAAUGCAUGGCCUAUCAGCUUAUUCUCUGUUAUCUAGCUUGUUCAUCUGUUAGCCCAGCUAAAAUAAUUCUGCUGUUUGUAUUUGAUUGAAAAAUAUCAUGAGCUUACGAGUUGAUUUCACAUAUUUAUUUGACAAGCCCGGUUGUAUUUGGCAACCUCUGGCUUAAUUUUCAAUUUGACAGGCCUAUUGUUUAGUAUGUCUGAUAUACCACGCAAUUUGUACAAGAACCAAAGGAUUAUUGUAGUCUGCAUGUGUGCAUCCUCUGUAACUAUCAGUCUAUUAUGAUAACUGACAAUAAAUUAUGAUGGCAUCCAAGGAUUUGUACCCUGAAUAUAAUGCUUUGCCAUCACCUUAGAUUAUAAGUUUGAUAUUUUAGGAAGCGUGUUACUUAGAACAACUUAUUAAGGUUAUCUGAAAACAUAGAUUACACAAAACCUGAGUUUUUGGAUGGACAAGAGCAAGUUGAUUAUGAUGUUAUCUUUUCUGCAUAGCAUGGACGCCCUGCACUGCCCCCACCAGGAUUGCGCUGCCUUGCCCUGCCCGAUCGAUGCCGGCUACGUCGCUACACUCCCCACGGCCAGGUAAGUGCCUAGGCCAAGUAACAAGUUAUCACAUCUUCGUGAUCCAGUUAAAUGUGCCAAUGGACAAGUACGUACCAUCCUAUAGAUAUUGUUGUCAUUGUUCUUCUGUUGUCAGUAUGACAAAAAAAAGAAUUCAUCCAGUCUAGGCCCUCCUCCUUAGUGCAUGAUGGUAAUGUGUGUGUUGUGGUCAGCUUGCAGUGGCAGAUAGUUCACAGUCCCAACUCCAGUGUUAACUCUGUUAUUCUCUUACUAAUACUUCCAUAAGAUAAGAUUGUAAACUAAAUCUGCUGUUGUGUCAUAUUAUUAUCAUCUGAUUACUAAUUAAACUAAUAGUAAGAUAUUUUAUACCCUUUUGUAGAUGGUGAAGACUUUGCAGGUGUUCAGAGAAAUGAUGUGCUAUUCAAGGGGUUUGGGAGCACUAAUAAAGAAUCUCUUGCUGAACUUUUUGUACCACUAAUGAUUAAAGUGAGUUCUUUAUAGUUUGCUUCAAUUUAUUGUAGGAGGAUAUCUAGUGCAAAAGCAUAAUUCGAUGCAGCCAUGCUUUUUUGUCGAUGAAUUUAAUUUGACAAUGUUCCUAUAUAGUUCCAGUUAUAAAUGUAGCCUUAGCUCCUUGCAGCAAACAUCUCCACGUAAAGUUAACUCCACCAUGUGUUCAACCUCUAAACUCACCUGACACCGCCUGUAAUGGGAUGACCUUGUUCAUUUGAGCGAUGACAUUGUUGUCAUUUGACCUUCAGAUCAUUUUCCUCUGAAAUAGUGAUUAAUUAAGUAACUUUGUUCUUCAAUAUGAUGAUCCUCUUUCCUCAGAACAUGAUUAAGCCACAUGAUUCCAUCAUGUAGUGUAUAGCUUGUCCUAGCUCAACUUACAGUUGUUAUUUAGCUCCUCCAUUUUCUAACAAUGUGCACAUGUCUACGUUUGGGAACCUUGGAAACAAAAUGCAAUUGCGAUAUUUGGGAUUGAAAGCAAAAAAAAGGUGGGAAGCUGUCCCGUAAUAACAAGGAAAGAGGGAUUCCGUGAAAAAAGUGGGAAGCCAGACGUCCUGUAAUAAGAAGAAAGUGUCCUAAUAAGGAAGAAUGGAGAGAACAAAGAAGGAAAGGAGGGAUUCCGUGAAUUGAUAAUAAAGAAGGAAAGGGAGAGAUUUCUAGGAUUGAUAUUAAAGAAGUAAACCAGCUAGAAAUCAAUCAAAAGUCUCCCCCUCAAAAAAAUUUCAUCCUCUGCCCUAGCUAUAAUCCCAUGAACGAAGUUUUACCCUGUCCAUAACUCGAGAGAAAAUUAUAUUAGAUUUAUUUAUUUAUUGUUUAUAAUCACCGGGAAAAAUUAUGUUAGAAAAUACUAUGCCUAAGUCAUAAUAAAGAAAUUAUUUAUUUAUUGUUCAUGUACAAUAAAUUUUUGAGAAUUAUAAUGAAAAAGAUAGUACCGGUUAAAAAUAGGUGCUUGAUUGUUGGGCACGAAUAGUGUAUGCUACACAGUCCCUAAACCUAGCCAACAUUGCUUCAUGAAAAUUCGUGUUACCUCCGUAGUGAAGCAAAAAACAUUGUACUAAAAUGGACUUUACUAUUUACGGUAUAAUGCGAUAUGUUUUGGGCAUCACUAAGCAACUCCAACAAAGGCAUGAAAAGAUACUCACAACCAGGUAGAUAUCUCUAUGAUUUAAAUUCCACACAUCUUUAGUACACUUCUGAAAUACGUUUAUAUUUUUCUGCAAUACAUAUUUUUAUGGCAGGAUGGAGGAUUUCAAAGAGUUUGUUCAUGUCAUCAUGCCUGGCGGUGUGUCAUGGAAUGAGAGGGGGUCUUGAGCAAUUGGGUUAGGAAAGUGUGGUUUUUUUUCACCCGAUGCAACACACGGACAUUUGUGCUAGUAUAUAGUACGCACACUUGUGCGUAUUCGAUAAAAAACUUUAAUUGGUGGCGCGCCACUUUCAAUCCAUAUCGCAACUAUUUUUCUGAAAUACCAAUGGCGUGGGCAUAUUUCGUAUGCCAU
Triticum aestivum (bread wheat) is the source of this 4009-nucleotide messenger RNA. RefSeq lists its product as uncharacterized. The record is from RefSeq and is a predicted model, not a curated record. The coding region runs from base 108 to 497 and encodes 129 amino acids. NCBI's taxonomy places the organism in Eukaryota, Viridiplantae, Streptophyta, Magnoliopsida, Poales, Poaceae. The transcript is spliced from 2 exons.